GCGAGGAGGGGGAGUGGGUGGGUGGACGCCAGCCGGAGCCAUCCCUCCUUCUCUCCAUCCCUCCCUUUUCCCUCCCUCCCUCCUUCCCUCUCUCUCCUCCAUCCUUGCCUUUGCCAUGGCCACCUGCUGCGUGGAUCCGCCGCGCGUGGGAGCCCAGCCGGGCGCCGGGGGGCCAAAGGGCCGCCCUUAAAGGCUCCCCUCCUCUCUUCUCCCCUUUCCCCUUUCCCCUCCCGGGACCCCCUCCCCACACCUGCCGCUGGAAAGGAAGGAAGGGAGAGAGGAGACGCCGCGGAGCAGCCGCAAGGGAGAAGAUGCCAUUCCAUCAUGUCACAGCUGGACUGUUGUAUAAGGGGAACUACCUGAACCGUUCCAUUUCGGCAGGCAGUGACAGUGAGACAUUGGCCAACAUCUCAGUAGAAGAAUUAGAUGAAAUCCGGGAAGCUUUUCGAAUACUGGACCGCGAUGGCAAUGGCUUCAUUUCCAAGCAGGAGCUGGGGAUGGCAAUGCGCUCAUUGGGAUACAUGCCUAGCGAGGUGGAGUUGGCAAUCAUUAUGCAGCGCCUUGACAUGGAUGGAGACGGUCAAGUUGACUUUGAUGAAUUCAUGACGAUCCUUGGACCAAAACUGGUGUCAUCAGAAGGACGGGAUGGCUUCUUGGGAAACACAAUUGACAGUAUCUUCUGGCAGUUUGACAUGCAACGGAUAACACUGGAGGAACUGAAACAUAUUCUCUACCAUGCAUUUCGGGAUCAUUUGACAAUGAAAGACAUUGAGAACAUUAUCAUCAAUGAGGAAGAGAGUUUAAAUGAGAACUCUGGAAACUGUCAGACUGAAUUCGAAGUGCAUUCUCAGAAACAGAACCGCCAGACCUGCGUACGGAAAAGCUUAAUAUGUGCUUUUGCUAUGGCCUUUAUUAUCAGUGUCAUGUUGAUCGCAGCCAACCAGAUCCUCCGAAGUGGCAUGGAGUAGCCACAACACUGUGAAACAAAACCAACGCAUGCGCAUGCUGCCUGACGAACUUUCUCCCCAAUUCAACUUCAAAGCAAACGGGCAAAGGAGAACGCAGGAGAGGAAGAGGACGAGAGGGAUGAAGAAGCAAAGCGCAACGAACCAGAGGCCAGCAGCGUCUGGGUUGAACAUCCAAUAUAUCCUUUUGGCAGGGACAUAAAAGGGCUGUCAAUGCUUUAAUGGCUUUCGUUUCCUAAUGCAAUAAAACAGGAGGAGCCCUGAUAUAUAUAUAUAUUUUUGGGUGGGGGAGUAGGGGUGGCUAGCGUUUUUUUCAGAGCGAGGAGUCACUGUCAUACCAGCUAUAGAUGUUCCAUUCAUCAAGACUGGAUGACACGAAAUCAGGUGUGUUUGUGGGCCUGGCUUCCUUUUGGGCCGGGAAGUUCCGACGAAGACCUUUCCAAUUGUCUGACUUUCCAAGGCAAUUGCUAUAUAUAUAUAUAACCACAACUACGUUCGAUUCAUAUUUUUUUU
Anolis sagrei ordinatus is the source of this 1478-nucleotide messenger RNA. RefSeq names its product calneuron 1 (gene CALN1). Gene Ontology annotation, cellular component: trans-Golgi network membrane. Lineage: Eukaryota; Metazoa; Chordata; Lepidosauria; Squamata; Anolidae. The record is from RefSeq and is a predicted model, not a curated record. Gene Ontology annotation, molecular function: calcium ion binding.